This is a messenger RNA of Medicago truncatula (barrel medic), 2369 nucleotides long. Its product is annotated as probable serine/threonine-protein kinase At1g54610. Bases 335 to 2002 code for a protein of 555 amino acids. The transcript is spliced from 7 exons. Gene Ontology annotation, molecular function: ATP binding; RNA polymerase II CTD heptapeptide repeat kinase activity. Gene Ontology annotation, cellular component: cyclin-dependent protein kinase holoenzyme complex; nucleus. Gene Ontology annotation, biological process: protein phosphorylation; positive regulation of transcription elongation by RNA polymerase II. The record is from RefSeq and is a predicted model, not a curated record. NCBI's taxonomy places the organism in Eukaryota, Viridiplantae, Streptophyta, Magnoliopsida, Fabales, Fabaceae.
CAAUUUCAUAUAUUCAUAAAAAUACUGAAAUUACAGACAAAAAAAAUAUCCUUGACAGUGGUAAAAAAGCUAGUCUUAUUAACUCAUUUUCUUUAACUGCACCACAAUUUAUGGGGUGUCUGCAAAAUAAUUUGCUUUAUCACUUUUGUCUGGUAAAGUUAUGAUAUUUUGAAUUACCAUUGCCACAUUCCUUUGAUUAUUACCAUUUGCAGCUUUUAAAACUCAGUGGGAGAAACUAUUAUCAGGUUUUGAACUCUGUGGUGUUGCAUUUGAAUGAGAGAAAAUGUGGUUGUGGCAAGUGAGGAAAAAGUUGAGUAAAUGUGUAUUGUGAGACAUGGGGUGUGUGUUUGGGAAAGAGGGUUCAGAAAGGAAGAAAGAGGUAGUGAAAGUUGUUGCUAAGGUGGAGGAGUUUGAGUGUGAGGUUCAAAAUGAUAUGAAAAAUGAGCAAGAUGGUGGAGAGGAUGAGAAGAGGAGGAGACAAAGGGCAAGGAGAGAGAGGAGGCAAUCUUUGAAGGCUAAUCCAAAAUUGAGCAAUCCACCUAACCAUAUACAUGGUGAACAAGUGGCUGCUGGGUGGCCAUCUUGGCUUUCCAAGGUUGCUGGAGAAGCCAUACAUGGAUUGACGCCUCGAAGGGCCGAUUCUUUUCACAAACUUGAUAAGAUUGGACAAGGUACAUAUAGCAAUGUUUACAAAGCUAAGGAUACUAUAACUGGGAAAAUUGUUGCAUUAAAGAAGGUUCGUUUUGACAAUUUAGAACCAGAGAGUGUGAAAUUCAUGGCCAGAGAAAUUCUGAUUCUGCGUCGUCUUGAUCAUCCCAAUGUUAUCAAACUAGAAGGUUUAGUGACUUCUAGGAUGUCAUGUAGUUUGUAUCUUGUCUUUCAAUACAUGGAGCAUGAUUUGGCUGGACUUUCAACGAGUCCCGCAAUUAAGUUUACUAUGUCUCAGGUUAAAUGUUACAUGCAUCAGCUACUUUCUGGACUGGAACACUGUCACAACCGUAAUGUGCUGCAUCGUGAUAUAAAGGGAUCAAACCUUCUUGUUGACAAUGAAGGAAUUCUCAGGAUUGCUGAUUUUGGAUUAGCAUCCUUCUUUGAUCCUAAUCACAAACAUCCUAUGACUAGUAGGGUGGUUACUUUAUGGUAUCGAUCUCCAGAACUUCUUCUUGGAGCCACAGAUUAUGGUGUAGGAAUCGACCUUUGGAGUGCUGGCUGUAUUCUUGCUGAAUUAUUGGCUGGAAGGCCUAUUAUGCCUGGUAGAACAGAGGUGGAACAACUACAUAAGAUAUUUAAGCUAUGUGGUUCUCCUUCUGAAGAAUAUUGGAAAAAGGCAAAGUUGCCACAUGCUACAAUUUUUAAGCCACAACAAUCAUAUAAACGGUGCAUAGCAGAGAAAUUUGAAGAUUUCCCACUAUCAUCAUUACCACUAAUUGACACCCUUCUGGCAAUCGAUCCAGCUGAACGUCAAACUGCCACUGCUGCAUUGCACAGCGAAUUCUUUACAACCCAACCUUAUGCUUGUGAACCCUCUAGCCUUCCAAAAUAUCCUCCCAGUAAGGAGAUGGACACAAAGCUUCGGGACGAAGAAGCUAGAAGAUUAAGAGCUGUUGGCAAAGGUGAUGCUGUUGGCGCUAAGAAAUCUCGUUCGCGUGAUCGAAGUGGGAGGGGAAUUCCAGUUCCAGAGGUCAAUGCUGAGCUGCAAGCCAAUAUCGAUAGAUGGAGACUGGUAACGCGCGCUAAUGCUAAGAGUAAAAGUGAGAAGUUUCCUCCUCCACAUCAAGAUGGAACUUUAGGCUAUCCUUUUGGUUCUUCAUGUCAUAUGAAUCCAGUUUUUGAUCCUCCUGAUGUUCCAUUUAGUUCCACAGACUUCUCAUAUCAUAAACCAAAUAUUCAGACCUGGUCCGGCCCAUUGGUGGAACCGAGGGUGAGUGCGCCAAGGAGAAAGAAGAACAAGGCAGGUGACCGGCAUAUACAAUCGAAGUCAUCAAAGGACAUAAAAAGAUAGAAUGUAAAGAGUUUCAGUACAAUACCAAAAAAGGAAAAUACUACUUAUCGCGAAAACAAGCCUCACGAAAUUGUACACAACAUGUGAUUGGUUGUUUCCUAUCACUCAUUCCUCCAAUGUAUCCGACAAAUACAGAACUAAAAUUUCCACCACAAAAAGUAUCACAUUGAUAUUUGUGAAUUUCGUGAUGGAAAUGCUUUGUACUAAAUAGCAUUUUUGCCCAAAAAUUACAAUUAAGUAUUUUUGAUGCUGCAAAUGCUGCUUCAAGAAGAUAUUGUACCAUUUCUUUCUAGUCACAAGUGAGAUAGAAAACAUUGUGUUUCCUGCUCCCAUUUCUUUCUCAAUCAUCAAAGGGUUAUUAAUCUUA